AUGAAAACGUGGAAUUCUGAUGAGGAAAAGCCGGGAGAACGGGAGGGAGACCCGAGGCGUGGCACGGAUCCACCCGGGACAGGGAGCGAGCGCCGGGAAGGACCGAAGCGGGCGAGGUCCGGAUCCAGCCGGGAUUCGCUGCAAGAUCUGAAAAAUGAGCUGGAGAAGAGGCAGGCGAAAAAAAUCCCAGAGAUUUCGCACCAGGAAACCCCAGCGCAGGGCGAGGAAGAGAAGAACCAGCAGCUGGAUGUGAAGAGCUCCAUCAGCAGGUGUGGGAAAGUGACUUUCCAGCUGCCCCUGGAUGCGGCUCCGGGGCUGGAAGAGCGAGUUUGUCACUUGUCCUGGAGGAGCAGCGCCCUGAAGGAAACCCUGAGGAAGCUCCAAGCCAGCGUGACCCUGGACCCCGACACCGCCCACCCCGAGCUGGUUCUCUCCGAGGACGGGAAGAGCGUUUGGCGCGGAUCCUCUGCCCGCCAGCUCCCCGACUGCCCCGAGCGCUUCGAGCACUGGCCCUUCGUGCUGGGCCACCAAGGCUUCGUGUCCGGGCGCCACUGCUGGCACGUGGACGUGGGCGACGGCGGCGACUGGGCCGUGGGGGUGGCCUGGGACUCGGUGCCCAGGAAGGGGCGGCUCAGCCUGGGCCCCCAGGGCGGCAUCUGGGGGCUGGAGAAGUGGGGAGGGCAGCUGCGGGCGCUGACCGCGCGCAAGGCGACCCCGGUGGCGCCGCGGUGGCUGCCCCGCCGCGUCAGCGUGCACCUGGACUGCCGCGGCGGCUCCGUGGCCUUCCUGGACGCCGAGGACGGGGUGCUCUUCGCCUUCUCCCGCGCGGCCUUCGGCGGGGACAGGCUCCGGCCCUGGCUCUGGGUGGUGGGCGCCAGGUCGCAGCUGCGGCUGUGGCCCUGA
Messenger RNA from Camarhynchus parvulus, 903 nucleotides. RefSeq names its product E3 ubiquitin-protein ligase TRIM39-like. The record is from RefSeq and is a predicted model, not a curated record. Lineage: Eukaryota; Metazoa; Chordata; Aves; Passeriformes; Thraupidae. Gene Ontology annotation, molecular function: protein binding.